Molecule: messenger RNA, 1079 nt
Organism: Strongylocentrotus purpuratus (purple sea urchin)
Lineage: Eukaryota; Metazoa; Echinodermata; Echinoidea; Camarodonta; Strongylocentrotidae
Product: ankyrin-1-like
Exons: 4
Coding region: 176-688 (170 amino acids)
Molecular function (GO): protein binding
Source: RefSeq, a predicted model, not a curated record
UAUUUUGUGCUUUUCCGGGUUACAAUCACAGUAUAGGAAGAGCAGACAGUCUCGGUUGCCCGAAUUGACAGAACUGGACGUUAAGUGUAUUGACCAUACAUCAACAGAUUUCAGUUAUUGGUUUGAUUAAGGAAUCAGGAGAUUCUUUGAAUCGUUCUUCUGUCGGUCCUUGACCAUGGCAUGUCAUGGCAGCGAUCGGGUUGAUAAUGAUUGUUAUCUGGAUGACGAGGAGACUUCUGUUGUAAAGCUCGCGAGGGCUGGCCAACUCGAAGAGCUUCAACAGCUUCUGAAUGAUAUGGACCCGGGGGACAUAUUCGACUCAGUGUCGGAGCACGACGCCAAGGACAACAGCGCGCUCCACUACGCGGCCCGCAUCGACAACCUAGACAUGGUGAAGCUCCUGGUUCAACAUGGGGCAGACGUCGACGCUGUCGGUGAAGCUGGUCGUUGUCCUCUUCAUUUAGCGGCUGGUACAAAGAACGACCUAUCAAAAGUUGUAGCAGCCAAAAGGAUGUCGACACUUCCCGAUGAAGGCGUCGUGAAAUUCUUGUUGUCGAGUGAUGCCUAUGAGAAUGCCACAGACAUCAGAGGGCGAAAUCCACUGCACAUCGCCACGUUAAAUGGCAACACUGAAGCUGUGUUUCAACUUCUUUCUAAGAGUGAUACCGAACUAAAUGUAAAUAAUUAGCUAAGACUAUGGAUAAUGCUCUCCUUCUAUGUUAUGUCUGCAAAAUAAUUGGAGUAUUGAGAAAUAAAUUCAAUGGAUACCAAAAUAACAAUAAUUUUCAGUAGCGUGGCUUAAAGGGGCACGGGGCAUCUGCCUCCAAAUCAAGAGGUUAAAAUAUAAAAAGAAAGAAGAAUCGAGAAAAAAGAGAAAGUAAAGAGGAAAAGGGUGAAAGAACGUGAAAAGAACGUGAAAAGAAGACGCCUGUGUACCACCUCUCACACCGCUCACAUAAUCAGUAACCUUGUAAAUUCACAUUUCAUUUCCGUUUAAAACAAGAAAAACAAAACAAUGCCCCCUCUUCCCUCCCUCGGUAGACUCACGCUACGCAUAUUCUACGGCUGAAUUAAUGUUA